CGGGCUCCGGAUGACGUUAGCGAGCGGCGCCAUGUUGUGCGUGGCUCACUCGGCGCCGGGCCUGCUGACUGGUGAGGGGGAAACUUUAUGCUGCGGGACUCUUGUUCCUGGAGCCUGGCGCGGGGGAACGCUUUCUGUUGCACCUCUAAGAUGGAGCCCGAAAGCCUUCUCGAAGCUCUGGCAGAUUUCGAGAAGAAGUCCAAGAAGGAAGUGUCGUCGCUGCUGGACCAGUUCCUUUGUCAUGUCGCAAAGACUGGAGAAACCCUGAUUCCUUGGUCGCAGUUUAAAUGCUACUUUGUAUUCAAAUUGGAAAAAGUCAUGGAUGACUUCAGAGCUUCAGCUCCUGAACCUCGAGCUCCACCUAAUCCGAAUGUGGAAUAUGUCCCGUAUGAAGAAAUGAAGGACCGAAUUCUUAAAAUUGUUAAUGGUUUCACAGGUAUUCCCUUCACAAUCCAGCGUCUAUGUGAGCUGCUUACUGAUCCUAAGAAGAAUUACACUGGGACAGACAAAUUUCUCAGAGGAAUUGAGAAGAAUGUUAUGGUUGUCAGCUGUGUGUAUCCCUCCACAGAGAAGUACAACUUUGGCUCAAAUAGUUUGAAUCGAGUGAAUGGCAUCAUGCUGUCAGGAAGCCAUACUGGUUAUACAGACAGAUCUAAUAUCAAUGGUCCUGGUACUCCAAGACCUCUGAGUCGAUCAAAGGUUUCGUUAUCGAGUCCUUUAACAACAAACGGUUUGCUGAACAGUUCUGAUAGAGAAAUAAAUGUACAACAAACAGAGGACAAAUCUCAUAGUGAUUCACCCACAUCCCAUGGAGAGGACACUCAGAGUAGCUGUUCAAAAAAUAAACAUUUGGAGGAUACAAUGGAAGCUGAGGCUCCUGAGGUGAAACGACUGAAAUUUGACAAGGAAGAUGAGGAAGAUGAGCUGUACAUUCUGAGAGUUCUUCAGAAAUGCCUGAAGAAAGUGAGAAUGCAGGGAAGCAGGAAGAAGCCAAAGAUGCAAGUGAAUGGACUGAUCCAGCUAACCAUUAGAGAAGUGGCUUCUGAUAAUAUUUUGUGGCUUCUGAUAAUUUGUAUAUCAACAGAAUCAUCAAGUGUGAAAAUGAAAGCCUUGUUUGAAUCUGAUCAAGAGAAAGCUGACGUUUCAUUUAAAAAUAUCAAGACUUCUGAUGAAAAUCAAAUGGACCAAUCAGACCUAACCAAGACAUUAACUUCCGAAGCAAGUGAAAUCAGUGGAAAUACUGACACUGUUAGUAACAGUGUGGACUGCAGUGCUGCAGGAAAACCAGAUACACCCCCUGAAACUCCAGAAAUUGCCUCUGAGAGCCCAAUGGAGAACAGUGCAGAUGCGACAGAAGAACCAAUGGAACAGGACUAAGAAUAGAGAUGAUCUGUGCUGUAUUUCCAUGAGGUGUUGAUUUUACACUGUAUAAAUUUUAUGUAAUAAGUGGACCUUUGUUUUCCAGACAAGGAGGGAUAGACCUUCUCUGAUCCCUGGAGGAGCUGUGCUAGAUGAGAACUGUGAAACCAGCUCCUUUAGAUCUCAUCUACUGCUCCCAUCUUUUUUUUUCGUUUGGUCAAAUCAGUGGGAUUAUGCAUAGAUUUUUAUUUAGAGAAAGUUUUUAAACUGGAACGUAGAAGUAUAAAUUGUCAAAUUGUUUUGCAGUUCAUUGGACUGGGCCAUUUACCAUAAUUUUUUGUCUAGUUUUUAAAACAUUCAAAAUAUAAUUACAUGGUCAUUGUUUCAACUUUUAAUACAUAUUCUCAAAACACUGCUGAAACCACAAGUUACAACACAUUCCAGGAAAAACUCAAAAUUAUACAUCACUUAUUUACUUCUGAUCCUGCAUUGAUGGGAUUCAUUAAUCAAAAGGGAGUAUGUGGUUCACAUAAUGUGGAACAUCAAAGCUUCAGACUUGUUUCAAGAUCAGUUUGUUUUGGUUGCAGAGUAGAUGCUUUUUUAUUCACUGUUCAAGCAGCAGAAGGUGGGAAGUAGUUGCUCAAUUUAUGCUCAGUGGUUAGAACAUUGUGAAUAAUUUGACUACGUUACUUUCAGUUAAAAUACUUGUAGCAUGCGGACAGCAAUGUUACACUUAUACCACUGACUGCAUUGAAGAGCUACAGCAAUUAACCUGUUAAUUUGGUAUUGUGCCAGAUCUUGUGUACUGGUAAUACAAUUUUAGGGGGUGCAUUGAACCACCAUGAUUUGUACAAAAUUUUGAAGUGAAAGAUAUUUUUGAACAUGCUACUACAUAUUGACAGCCAGUGGUUGUACAUCUUUGGAGAUGAGAACUCAAAGCACAAAUGAUAAUCUGUACUUGUGAUGUUUUCUGAUUUCCAGCUUGUAUAUUCAAAAUCCUUCAACCAACUUUCACAAUUACUGGCUGUCAAGUUUGUACUUGUUUCUGGCAACUGUACUUUUUGAUAUUUAGAAUUUUUAAAUUUCUGUAAGUAGAUUUUGUAGAUUGUAAUUGUUCACUGCCUUUGUGACACGUUAUAUAAUUGUAUAAUUUGUGUGUAAACUGAAUGCUAUGGCUUUCAAUACAGUAUUCAUAUAAAGCAAUAAAUGUUAUAUCUGGACACAAUCUGGAGAUACACUCCAGUUCCCGUUGAUAAAAUUUGCACAGGUUUACCAGAGACCAUAAUGACUGCACGUAACUGGCAAUCUACAAGAUUGGCAGUUUUGUCUUUCCUGUGAAUGUAGUAUUUUGCACUUGUUAAAGUGAAUAUUCUAAAGAUAUAGUUUUGUGGGAUCUUAAAUUAAUUUUCUUAUGAGAGAAUUAACAGUCUUCAUCCUAAGCGGUAUGUAAAAUUUUACAGGAUGCAUAAGCGCUGUAACAUUGUUUCUCUUCAGUGCUGUGGUUGCAAAGAAUAUGCAUCUUAAGUUGCUAAUUAAACAAUAGUUUUCACAAGUUUUUUACCAAUCUGAUCAGCAAAAAUGUUUUUGAAUUUUAAUCUUGAUUUCAGUAUCACUGGGAGAAUUUUAACAGUACAGAGUAGUUCUGAUUACAAAAGUCAGGUUCAUUUUUGUGCAUAUCUGUGCUUGGGGUGAAGUAGCAGGGUUUUUUAAAAGAAAAUACACCAUCCUAACUAACUUGUCUUAGUAACAGUUGAGCUGACCUACUUUUCAAUCAGUUGAAUAAACAAAAAUGGGGUUGAUGAGUUUGUUACAUUUGCAAGCUAAGAACACAAAAGGAGUUGUAAAGUUAGAAAUGAAGUUUGAAUUUAGCCUCUUCCUCUGGCCCACUUAAUUUCAUCUUGACAUUGUAGAAACAUGUUCAGCACCUAGAAACAGUAAUAUUGGCUAGUAAUAUUUGAGAAGAUUCUAGAAUAUGCUAAUUAGUUAAACUAUAUCAUGCUAAUGCAAUUAUAAUUUUUAUUUCAUGUGGUAAUGCAGCCAACCAUGCCUGUGCUGUCCACAGAAAUCUAUUGCUACCUCUUUAUCCAGUUAAACAGUUUUUCUUUCCAAGUUCCAGUCAAUUACCCCUUUUAAAACUCUUAGAUUUUGCUUCCAGCAGUCCAUCUGAUCCAGUUUAAACAGCUCAAGUGUGCAUAGCAUUUAUUCUUUGCCUUAUCCUCAAACUUGACAUCCACUGUUGCUGAACAGGCAAAACUCUGGUUAGUCAACUUUUGUAUUUUAAUCCUCCAUGUUUUUAUACAAUUACAAGGGGUGGGCUUCAUUAACAUUUAUUUAUUGCCAUUGAGCUGUUGCCCUGAACCACAUCAGUCUUAUCACAGUGCUGUUCGGGUGUUCCAGGUUUUCACCCAGCAAAAAUGAAGGAGAGACAAUAGAUCCAAGCCAGAGAGAUGUACGACUUGGAGGGCAAAUUGGAGGAGGUGUUUCCCUCUGUUUGCUGUCCUUGUCCUUCAAGGUGGCAGAUUUGGGAAGUGUCAUAUAAGCCUGUCAAAGUUGCUGCAGUGCAUCUUAUGGCUGGAAUAUCAUGGUGCACUGAUGUAGGGAGUGAAUGUUCACUGCAAUGGAUGGAGUACUGGUAUUGUAAGAAUAAAUUUUUCACGACUUGCCUCAAA
Molecule: messenger RNA, 4028 nt
Organism: Pristis pectinata (smalltooth sawfish)
Lineage: Eukaryota; Metazoa; Chordata; Chondrichthyes; Rhinopristiformes; Pristidae
Product: serine/threonine-protein phosphatase 4 regulatory subunit 2-like
Biological process (GO): protein dephosphorylation
Cellular component (GO): nucleus; cytoplasm; protein phosphatase 4 complex
Molecular function (GO): protein phosphatase regulator activity
Source: RefSeq, a predicted model, not a curated record